AUGCACAAAAGACCUGAAAUAAUCCCAACUGCAACUUGCAGCAAUAGCAAGGGUCUACAAAUUAAAGAUAAAAAUGGCAUCAACAAUGAUGUUAGUGCAAUAAGUACUGAUGAAAAUGAAGCUGGCCCAAGCACUUCUUGCAGCGGGCAGGAGGGGCUAUGCCUAAAAAAACCGAUAGUUCCUUUUCUAGGAAAAGAAGAAAUCGAGAGAUUCUACAAAACACCUGCCAAAAGCGGACUUGGUCAUAUUAAAAUGGAAUCCAUUCAAGAGGAACCAAAUGCUGAAAAUGAACGUUUACCGGUACUUCUAGACACUCUGUGGCUAACUGGUAAGGUUUUGUCUUUUUCCUCAAUUUCCUGGACUGGUUUUAUGUCUACUCUUGAGUCUGACUCCUUGAACGUGGAUACAAGUAUUAUACCGUUACCCUUUAUCAACUUGGAUCCUGGCAACUUGAACACAAUUUAUACAGCUCUUUCAUUUGCGGCCGAAAAAAGCAAACGGUAUGAAAAAUCUUGUAUCGUAACGUUUGACCAACCACUUUUUCAAAAAGCUGUAGAUAUCGUAGAAGGCUCAAAUAAAAGUGAUAUUGUGUCUUCUGUGAUUGUCAGGCUCGGAGGUUUCCACACUCUGAUGUCUUUUAUGGGAAGCGUUGGAAAAAUCAUGGCCGGAAGUGGCAUAGAAGAAUUGUUGACAACCGUAUAUGCAAAAAUUACUGUACCCCAUAUGAUGAGUGGCCAUGCUUAUUCUAGAGCUUUACGAGGACAUUUUCUAAUACAUGAAGCUUUAAUUUUAAUUAUGUUGGAUGACCCAGAAAUAUUAUCCGAGGAAGACAUUCAAAAUAUUCAUAAGUGGCUACAAGAUCACAACCCCUUCAAAUGUUCAGAGCUUUUGUCUAUUUCAACAGGAAUUAUUGCUUCUCCUGAUGUAAAUUGUGAUAAAGCUCAGGAAAUCGGAGAAGUCAUUUUCAAUAGUCACAUUGAGAAACAUUUUACUGAUAUUCAGUGUAAAAGAAAGGACAAUAUCAAAAAUUUGGCUUCUAUGAAUAGUAGCAUCAAGCUACAUAAUACAUAUAUAGACUUCAACCCGAUGCAACUUUUCAACAGAAUAAUUUGUUCAAAUAAAACACCAGAAGAAAUAAAACAUUGCUUCAAAUAUGAGUUGUCGCCAUAUCCUUUAUCACUUUUUAAAGAUGGUAAUCUAAGAAAAGGAACAAAAUCUCAACUUCUUCAGGAGCUUGAUAAGAUCUAUAAGCCAGAAAGUAUGCCCCAUUCAGACACUGUUUAUGUUAUAGAAGGAGGAUUUCUGCUACACAAAGUCUCAUGGCAAAAACCAGCCUCAUAUAAUGACAUCUUCCUUCAAUAUGUAAAUUAUGUUAUUCACAACUAUAACAAGGAUUGUGUCAUAGUCUUCGACGGCUACACGAAAGAGGUUAUAUCAACCAAAGAAAGUUUACAACGAUGCAGAUCAAAGGGAAGCAUAGAAAUUUCCAUCCAUGCCCAAGCUUCGAUUCAAGAAUGGAUUGGCAACAACUUGGACCCUCUGCAAUACGGGUGGAAGAAAAAUAAGCAAGUUGAAAAGGCUACGGGAGAUACUGUUGGGUCCCAGGCAAAUACAUCAUUUGAAGAACAACUGAUUAAAUAUAUUCAAGAACGGCCUGCGCUAUAUAAUCCUGGAUUGCCUCUGUUAGACAGGACGCAUUCCAAGAAAAUGGCCCUUUGGGGUGAAAUUGCAAAUUUGUUUGGAGGCAAAUAUGCAGUGGUAGAUCUGCAGAAAAAGUGGAAAUACUUGAGAGACUGCUACACGAGGGCUAAGAAAAAGGUGAAAGAGUACAAGCCUAGCGGUUCAGAGGCCACUGCACCACCUAAUCCUGGCUUCUCCUAUUAUGAGUUGCUGAAGUUUAUAGAUGAUGGGGCAAGCUCACAAAGGACAGUGUGCUCAGUAACCAUGUCUCCAAUGCAGAAUCCCGCAGCAAGUCCCCUUCCUUCAACAAGUGGCGCAAACUCCCAAGUAGUGACGCCCAUAACCUCUCCUGUUAAUGAGGUGCCUGUGGUGCCUACACUGCCAACCCCAUCAGCAAAACGAAUGAAAACUGAUGGCAAAACAGAACUUCAAAGGCAAAUUUUAUAA
Ceutorhynchus assimilis (cabbage seed weevil) is the source of this 2127-nucleotide messenger RNA. Lineage: Eukaryota; Metazoa; Arthropoda; Insecta; Coleoptera; Curculionidae. The record is from the annotation of a GenBank genome assembly.